GACAUGGAGCUGUGGCAGCAGCUGCAGCAGGCAGAAAUGAUCCCCCCAGAGCUCGGCCCACCACCCCGGGCCCUGUUGGGGGUCCCCCCAGCAGAGAUGGCUGGUUCGACCCUCUCAUCUUCAGGGGCAGAAACUGGUAGUCCUGGUGCCAGCAAGAGUCUGCAAUGGAUCUGGGAGGAGCUGGGGAACCUCCGUCGGGUGGAUGUCCAGCUGUUGGGUCAGCUGUGCAGCCUGGGACUGGAGUUGAAGGCGCUGAGGGAGGAACUGGCCUUCCUAGAAGAGGAAGAGGAGGAGGAGCUCAUUGAGGAAGAGAUAGAGGAGGAGGAUGAAGAUCCAGAGAAUCAGGAAAAAGGACCCUUGGAGGUCCCCUGCUCUGUGCCAAGCUAUCGGCUCCCGGACUUUGAGAUGACCAUCUGAGACCCUGCUUCCGAUGGACACAGGAAUGGAAUUCAAA
Sorex fumeus (smoky shrew) is the source of this 454-nucleotide messenger RNA. It is a transcript of the gene ERICH4, whose product is annotated as glutamate rich 4. The transcript has 2 exons. The coding region runs from base 4 to 417 and encodes 137 amino acids. NCBI's taxonomy places the organism in Eukaryota, Metazoa, Chordata, Mammalia, Eulipotyphla, Soricidae. The record is from RefSeq and is a predicted model, not a curated record.